CUUAAAUGACAUACAAGGAAAUACAGCCCUUUGAUACUUUAUACUGAUGACGCUGCGAAAUUCUUUCACUCUCUAACUUUUGACAGUUGCUGUAGUAGCCGAGGCAGUAAUAGAAAUUUAAAAGAAUUUAACAAAUCGAUUGGCUUAAAAUGGCCCAAGUUCCUUUGGCAAUUGUCUCCCACAAGCGCCAAGUGUGCAGCCUGUACAAGAGGGCUCUUCGCAAUUUGGAGGCCUGGUACGAUCGACGCACCGACUACCGCUACCGCGCCGUGCUGCUCCGUGCCCGGUUUGACGAGAAUCGCUGCAAGGAUAUGGCCGAGAGUGUCGUCCUCCUGGCCUGUGGAGAAAAGGAGCUCUUCGAGACGAAGCAUUACCAGCCCCGGUUCUUCACCAACAGCAUCGGUGGCAUCGCCUUCGAGCGAGAAGUGGAGUGUCCGGACUGGAUGCUCGACUUUUGGCAUCCUCUGGAGAAGGCCCAGUACCCCGAGUACUUCGCCAAGCGGGAGCAGCGCAAGAAGGAGUACGUAUCCUUGUGGGAAAAGCAGUAUGGCAAGUCGGAUCCCCAGGACCACUAGUCUCAGAAUGCAGCAGUCACGUCACAUCUAAUUUUGUUUAUAUAAAUAAAUAUGUUGGAGCUUGGAGAAUGUACAUAGACAGCGGGAUAUGAACCAGGAUUAAUUCAAACUUCAUUUCAUCGAAAUAUACUUGAAAAAUCAAA
Molecule: messenger RNA, 718 nt
Organism: Drosophila elegans
Lineage: Eukaryota; Metazoa; Arthropoda; Insecta; Diptera; Drosophilidae
Product: NADH dehydrogenase [ubiquinone] 1 beta subcomplex subunit 9-like
Exons: 1
Coding region: 150-575 (141 amino acids)
Biological process (GO): mitochondrial electron transport, NADH to ubiquinone
Source: RefSeq, a predicted model, not a curated record